AAAACACCCGGUUACUUGGGUGAUUUAAUUAACAGAUAUCAGGUGCCUUAGUUCAUUCCCUCUUUAUUUGACUCGGAAUUAUGUACAAACUCCAAGCCCUAGUCCCUUUUCAUCUAUGAAUUCUAACUCCAAUUGAAAAUGGCUAGCUUGGUGGAGAGGCUUCGUGUACGUUCAGAUCGAAGACCUAUUUACAAUUUAGAUGAGUCUGAUGAUGAAGCUGAUACGAUGCCUGGAAAAUCUAGGACUAAGAAAGAGCAAAUCCAGAAAAUCGUUCGGACUGAUGUGAAAGACGAAUCCUGUCAAGCUUGUGGAGGAGAUAGUAAUCUUUUGUAUUGUGAAACGUGUAACUAUGCUUACCACCCCAAGUGUUUAGUUCCACCACUAAAGGCUCCUCUUCCAAUCAGCUGGAGGUGCCCUGAAUGUGUGAGUCCCCUGAAUGAUAUUGACAAGAUAUUGGACUGUGAAAUGCGCCCUACUGUUGCUGAUGAUAAGGAGGCUUCCAAGCUAGGGUCGAAGCAAGUGUUUGUUAAACAGUACCUUGUUAAGUGGAAAGGAUUGUCUUAUCUUCACUGCACAUGGGUGCCAGAGAAAGAGUUUUUGAAAGCUUACAAAGCAUAUCCCCGUUUGAAGACUAAAGUGAAUAAUUUCCAGCGUCAGAUGUCAUCAAUGACUAAUUCUGAAGAUGAAUACGUUGCUAUCCGACCUGAGUGGACUACGGUUGAUCGACUUCUUGCUCGCAGGGGAGAUGGUGAAGAGAGAGAGUAUCUCGUAAAGUGGAAGGAGCUUCCAUAUGAUGAGUGCUACUGGGAAUUUGAAUCAGACAUUUCUUCUUUUCAGCAUGAAAUUGAAAGAUUUCGUAUAGUUCAGUCUAGACAUAAAAAAUCUUCAAGUAAACAAAAGGGAAGACCUAUAGAGACAAGCGAAUCUAACAAGAAAGCCAAAGAAUUUCAGCAGUAUGAAAGCAGUCCUGAAUUUCUUUCUGGAGGAUCACUGCAUCCAUACCAGCUUGAAGGGCUGAAUUUCCUGCGUUUUGCUUGGUCCAAACAGACGCAUGUUAUACUAGCUGAUGAAAUGGGGCUAGGCAAAACAAUACAAAGUAUUGCAUUUUUAGCCUCUCUUUUUGAAGAGAAUGUCUCUCCACAUUUAGUAGUAGCACCUCUUUCGACAUUGAGAAAUUGGGAGCGUGAGUUUGCUACUUGGGCUCCUCAAAUGAAUGUGGUUAUGUAUGUGGGAGGUGCACAAGCUCGUGCUAUUAUUAGAGAAUAUGAACUUUUCUUCCCGAACAAUCUUAAGAAGACCAAGAAAAAAAAAUCUGGUCAAAUGGUUGGUGAAAGCAAGCAAGAUAGGAUAAAAUUUGAUGUCCUUCUUACUUCAUAUGAAAUGAUCAACAUGGAUAGUGCCUCUCUGAAGCCAAUUAAGUGGGAGUGCAUGAUUGUUGAUGAAGGUCAUCGUCUCAAGAACAAGGAUUCCAAGUUGUUUUCAUCUUUGAAGCAGUACUCUAGUAGGCAUCGUGUUCUUUUGACUGGAACUCCUCUUCAGAACAAUCUGGAUGAACUUUUCAUGCUGAUGCACUUCCUUGAUGCUGGGAAGUUCGGAAGCUUGGAGGAAUUCCAGCAGGAGUUUGAGGACAUUAGUCAGGAAGAACAGGUUUCAAGACUUCACAAAAUGCUGGCACCUCAUCUGCUCAGAAGAGUCAAGAAAGAUGUCAUGACAGAGCUUCCUCCUAAAAAGGAACUCAUUUUACGUGUGGAAUUGAGUAGCAAACAGAAAGAAUACUACAAAGCUAUUCUGACGCGUAACUUCCAGAUACUGACUCGCAAGGGAGGUGCUCAGAUUUCUCUUAUAAAUGUGGUGAUGGAGCUACGCAAGCUUUGCUGUCAUCCAUUUAUGUUAGAAGGUGUUGAGCCAGAGGACAAUAAUGAGUUUACCAAACAGCUGCUGGAAUCUUCUGGAAAAUUGCAACUUCUGGACAAGAUGAUGGUUAGGCUUAAAGAACAAGGUCACAGAGUUCUUAUAUAUUCUCAGUUUCAGCAUAUGCUUGAUUUGCUAGAAGAUUACUGUAAUUACAGGAAAUGGCAAUAUGAACGGAUUGAUGGAAAAGUUGGCGGAGCUGAGAGACAAAUCCGAAUUGAUCGAUUUAAUGCUAGGAAUUCUUCAAGAUUUUGUUUCCUGCUUUCAACUAGGGCAGGGGGUUUAGGAAUAAACCUUGCAACUGCUGAUACAGUAAUUAUUUAUGACAGUGACUGGAAUCCCCAUGCUGAUCUACAAGCAAUGGCUAGAGCUCAUCGGCUUGGACAAACAAAUAAGGUGAUGAUCUUCCGACUCAUAACAAGAGGAACGAUUGAAGAAAGAAUGAUGCAGAUGACCAAGAAGAAAAUGAUUUUAGAACAUCUCGUUGUUGGACGGCUCAAAGCUCAAAACAUCAAUCAGGAAGAAUUGGAUGACAUCAUAAGGUAUGGAUCAAAAGAAUUAUUUGCUGAUGACAAUGACGAGGCUGGAAAAUCCCGACAAAUUCACUAUGAUGAUGCUGCAAUAGAUAGACUACUUGAUCGUGAGCAAGUUAGAGAUGAGGAUGCUGCAGUGAAUGAUGAAGAGGAGGAUUCGUUUCUUAAAGCUUUUAAGGUAGCUAAUUUUGAAUACGUUGAAGAAGCAGAGGCAACGGCAGAAGAUGAAGCACCAAUUGCCCCUUUGGAGAACAAAGCAACUGUAAACAAUUCUGAGAGAGCAACUUAUUGGGAAGAACUGCUACGAGAUAGAUAUGAAGUGCAUCAAGUUGAAGAAUUCAAUACUAUGGGGAAGGGAAAGAGGAGUCGUAAGCAGAUGGUGUCUGUUGAAGAUGAUGAUCUUGCUGGUCUGGAAGAUGUGAGUACCGAUGGAGAGGAUGACAACUAUGAAGCUGAAGCUGAUUCGAGUGAUGGUGAGGCUGCUUCUCCGGGAGUUACAGUUGUGAGAAAGGCGCACAGAAAGAAAGCCCGUGUUGAUUCUGCUGAACCACUCCCUUUGAUGGAAGGAGAAGGAAGAUCAUUUAGAGUAAUGGGUUUCAAUCAAAGCCAAAGGGCAGCAUUUGUCCAAAUUUUGAUGAGAUUUGGGGUUGGUGAGUUCGACUGGGCAGAAUUCACUCCACGAUUGAAGCAGAAAACUUAUGAAGAAAUUAAAGAUUACGGAGCUCUUUUUUUGUCGCACAUAGCUGAAGAUAUCACUGACUCACCAACAUUUUCAGAUGGUGUUCCAAAAGAAGGACUUAGAAUACAAGAUGUGCUUGUUAGGACAGCUGUCUUGCUUCUUAUGAGGGAUAAGGUGGUUGAGGUAUCAGACUGGUACAGAUAUAAUAUAACUUGUCCAAAAGAUGGAAUGGUAAACUGCGAUACUGUUGCUGAAUUUCUUCUGCCUGUGAAGGCUUUUUCAGAAAAGACAGGUUGCUCUCUUUUUGCUGAGGAUAUUGUGUCGAGGUUCCCUGGAUUGAAAGGUGGAAAAGUUUGGAAGGAUGAGCAUGAUCUGCUACUACUACGGGCAUUACUAAAGCAUGGUUAUGGAAGAUGGCAGGCAGUUAUUGAUGACAAGGAGUUGAUGAUCCAAGAGAUCAUCUGUAAAGAACUCAAUCUUCCCUUCAUAAAUUUACCCGUUCCCGGAGCUUCUCAGCUACAAGUUCCUUCUGCUCCAGUACCUUUCCAAGAGCUGACAUCUUCAGGAGUUUCCCAAUCACAAGUUACUGUUUCUGGAGCUUCUCAAGCACCACAUGAUAUGGCUAACUGUGGGUCUGCUGGAGGUCUGAUGAAAGCUACUGGUGAUGGGAAUACCUAUGGAGCUGAACUUUCUCAUGGGACAAGUGAUCCUUCAAACCGACAACAAGUUGUCCAAGAUUCGUCUUCAUUGUAUCAUUUUAGAGAGAUGCAGCGAAGACAAGUUGAAUUCAUAAAGAAAAGGGUGCUGCUUCUUGAAAAGGGCCUUAAUGCAGAAUAUCAGAAAGAAGUCUUUGGUGAUGAAAAAUCUCAUGAACUGCCCAAUGAAGAAAUUGUGGGUGAUAACAAGGUUGUGGAUGAACCAAAUCGAAAUGUCGAAGAAGCCGAUACUGAAAUGAUUGACCAUUUCCCAAGACUUGUAGCAAUUUCUCCACAAGGAAUCUCUCAAGUUGCUUGUGAUGGUAAACCAGAUCGUUUAGGUGUUGCAGAGCUUUAUAACAAGAUGUGCCAGGUACUUUCUGGAAAUGUCCAAGACUCAUUUAAUGAGAGUCACCCUAGUUCAGUGAUGAGAAAGAACAUCCUUCCGCUGGAAGCGAUUUGUCAACAGAUGAACCAAAUUCUCUCUUCUCCACAUCAAAAUAUUCCUAAUUUUGAGAGGAAACUGGUUCAAGAAGAUUGGAAUUCUGAAGCUAGUAAAUGUAGUUAUCCAGUUCCUUCAUCUCAAGUAGAUGAUAGGGUACUCAAUGCUGAGAAAGAACCUGAUAGUCUUCCAAACCCAGAAUCUGGAUCCAAGAGUGCUAGCAAUUGUACAGUUGCAAGCAUGACUGGGAGCCACAAGCACCACAAUGUUACUCCUGCAGAGGUUCUGGAGCAUAGACCUAGAAGUUUAUCAACUGGAGAAGCAGGUAUAGAAAUGGUGGAUUAUGCUGACAUUUCCACCUCCAAUGCUUGACCAAACUGAAGAUUAGGUUCUGAGGUUGUUCGUAUCGAUGAAGAUUAAAAGCAGGUCUAGGUAAGUGAAUUACUUUUGUAAAAAACGAUGGCAGAGAGAUACUUUUCUUUUAUUAAGUUGCUUAGUGGGUUGAGGGAAGAAGCGCUGGGUGCUGUAAUUAGUGGACAUGUAAAAUGAGAAUCCGCAGUUAAAUAGGAAAGAAGUCUAUUUCUGCCUAA
Molecule: messenger RNA, 4850 nt
Organism: Capsicum annuum
Lineage: Eukaryota; Viridiplantae; Streptophyta; Magnoliopsida; Solanales; Solanaceae
Product: CHD3-type chromatin-remodeling factor PICKLE-like
Exons: 32
Coding region: 139-4632 (1497 amino acids)
Biological process (GO): negative regulation of transcription by RNA polymerase II; chromatin remodeling
Cellular component (GO): chromatin; nucleus
Molecular function (GO): histone binding; ATP hydrolysis activity; DNA binding
Source: RefSeq, a predicted model, not a curated record